AUGGACAACCCCAAUGUAUACUUCAACAUCUGCAUGGAAACUGAGCCCCUGGACCCACUUACAGCAGAAGCAGAAAACUUCCAGGCUUUGAGCACUGGAGAGAAGGGAUUUGGUUACAAGGGAUCCUGCUUUCACAGAAUCAUUCCUGGGUUUAUGUGCCAGGGUGGUGACUUCAGUCACCAUAAUGGUGGCAAAUCCAUCUAUGGGGAGAAAUUUGCUGAUGAGAACUUUAUCCUGAAGCAUACUGGUCCUGGCAUCUUGUCCAUGGCAAAUGCUAGAUCCAACACAAAUGGCUCCCAGUUUUUCUUCUGUACUGCUAAGACUGAUUGGUUGGAUGGCAAGCAUGUGGUCUCUGGCCAAGUGAAAGAAGGCAUGAACACUGUGGAAGCUAUAGAGAGUUUGGAUUCUCAGGAUGGCACGACCAACAAGAAGAUCACCAUUGCUGACUGUGGACAAAAUCUAAUAAGAUUUUUUGUUUUGUUUUGUGUCUUAACCACCAAACCAAUCUUAUACCCUGUAACCCUGGUGCUCUCACUUGCUACAAUUCUCUUUGGACUUCAUUUCCCUUUUCCUUCCACAAGUCUGGCUAGACAACAGAGUUAAGUUUAUGAUUAUGAAAUAAAAACUAAACUAC
This is a messenger RNA of Monodelphis domestica (gray short-tailed opossum), 634 nucleotides long. The record is from RefSeq and is a predicted model, not a curated record. Lineage: Eukaryota; Metazoa; Chordata; Mammalia; Didelphimorphia; Didelphidae.